Molecule: messenger RNA, 1923 nt
Organism: Paramecium tetraurelia
Lineage: Eukaryota; Ciliophora; Oligohymenophorea; Peniculida; Parameciidae
Exons: 4
Biological process (GO): proteolysis
Cellular component (GO): cytosol
Molecular function (GO): zinc ion binding; metallopeptidase activity
Source: RefSeq, a predicted model, not a curated record
AUGAUAAAAUAUUUAAUCAUUUCUACUCUUGUUUUAAGUUGCAUUUCAAGUGACUUGGAUCUAAAUACAUUUAGUAAUUAUUUAGAGGUGAGAAUUAAUCAUUUGCAUUUGGAGUGGCUACUAGAUUUAGAUAAUAAGUUAGUGAAUGCAACAGCAGAAUAUCAAAUAAAAGUGUUAAGGAAUGUAGAUCAUAUUGAUUUGGAUAUCUAUUUGUUGGAUGUGUUUAAUGUUUAUCUAUUGAAUGGAAAUCCUCUUGAAUUUUAGAUACAAGUUAUUCGAAAUUAAACUCUUGUGUAAGGAGACAAGCUAGUAAUAAAGCUUGAUCGAUAAUACAAAGCCUUAGAAAAUCUGAUAAUCAGAAUUAAAUAUGCCUAUACAGAUAAGGCAAGGGCUGCAGGUUUUUUAACAAAAGAAUAGACUUAAAGUAAGAAGGUUCCUUAUAUGUUUUCAUAAUGUGAAGCUAUAAAAUGUAGAUCACUAAUGCCUCUCUAAGACACACCUAGUGUUAAGUUUACUUAUUCAUCCACAGUCUUGAGCAAAGACCCUCUAAUUAAAGUGUUUAUGACCGGUCACUAAGUAGAUUCUCUAUAGUUGAUUGGGCAAUAUGAAGAAACUAGAUUAUACUAAUACUCUUUUAAAUUAGAUAUUCCUAUUCCUGCAUAUUUAAUAGGAAUAGUGGCAGGAGAGGUUGAAUAAAGGAAUGUGGGAGGAAAUUGUUAUGUUAUUUCUGAGCCUCACUUUUUAGAGGGCUAUGCAAAGGAAUUAGAAGAACUCCCCUUCUUUCUUGAAAAAAUGUCUGAAUACAUAGGUCCAUAUAUCUGGGGAGAGUAUAAGAUAGUGGUACUGCCCUAAUCUUGUCCUUUCGGAGGAAUGGAACAUCCAUUAUUAACCUUUGCAAGUCCGAUGAUGAUUGUAGGAGAUAAAAGUGGUGUUGGCAUAGCUAUACAUGAAAUAGCUCAUUCUUGGAUGGGCAAUACUGUGACUGGCAAUAAUUGGUCCAAUUUAUGGAUAAUGGAGAGUUUAUGUGUUUUCUUAGAGAGGAAGACUUAUUAAUUUGUAAGACCAAAAGAUUAUGAUGUAAUUGAAGCAAUAAAUGGAAAUAUUGAUAUGAUUGAAGAUAUUGAAGGUUUUGUUGAUCCAGAGAAAAUAACCUAUAAAUCUUUGCAUCCAAAUACUGCUUGGAAAAACCCCAAUGAUUCUUUCUCGUUGGUUCCCUAUGAAAAAGGAUACCAAUUGCUCUAUUACCUUGAAUAAUUAAUUGGAGAAGAGAAUUUUAAAUUCUUUCUAAGAUCCUAUUUAGAUUACUUUAAAUUUCAGAGUAUAGAUGAAGAUGACUUUUACAAGUAUCUGUUAAGAUGGGUCAGAUAAAAUAUAUAGGAUAAUCAAUAGGCAAUUAUUAAUGAGAUUAUUCUAAUUUACAAACCAUGGGUGUAUGAUUUGGGAUUACCACCAAGAUAAUUCUCUUAAACUACUCCAAAAUAUCAAUAGGCUAUAUCUUUGGCAAAUGCUUGGAUAUAAAAUAAUGAGUAGCCUUAAAAUGCAAAUGAAUACAAUGACUACAUGCCAAACCAAUAAACUAUUUUUAUGUAGUAGAUUAUGUCUAAUUGGGAGAAGUUAACUAAUUCAAAAAUUAAAGCUCUAGAUGAUUUUUACAAGUUUUCAGGAGCUAAAUAAGGAGUAUAGAUAGGUUUUAAAUGGUAUAGAACUAUUGUACUUUGUAAAUACGAAGAUUCAUUUUGGGCUGUUAGAUAAUUUUUAUAAAGUAUUGGAGUUCGAUCUUAUAUUGUUGGAAUUUAUGAAGUUUUGAUAUAAAAUUACUUAAAUUUAGCAAAGUAGUGGUUUGAAGAAGAUAAAUAUCUGUAUCAUCCUUUAGUUUCAAACAAAGUAUAAGACAUGCUGAACAAAGCAGGUAUAUUUGAGUGA